Molecule: messenger RNA, 507 nt
Organism: Magnusiomyces paraingens
Lineage: Eukaryota; Fungi; Ascomycota; Dipodascomycetes; Dipodascales; Dipodascaceae
Exons: 1
Coding region: 1-507 (168 amino acids)
Biological process (GO): mitochondrial electron transport, succinate to ubiquinone; tricarboxylic acid cycle
Cellular component (GO): membrane; mitochondrial envelope
Molecular function (GO): ubiquinone binding; heme binding
Source: RefSeq, a predicted model, not a curated record
AUGUACAGAUCUGCUCUUCUCAAUAACUCCCGUCUUUUUGCUGCUGCCGCUGCUAGACCCGCUCUUAGACAACCUUUUGCUUUGGCCCCGGUCAUGGCCUCCCGUCGUUUCCUCGGCACCAUCCCUCAACCUCCUGGUGGCAUUGUCGGAACCGUCAAUGAUGCUGUCCCCUCCCCUCCCGUCGAGAAGUCCCACGGUUCUUACCACUGGUCUUUUGAAAAGGUCGCUGUUCUUGGUCUUGCUCCUCUCGUCAUUGCUCCCUUUGCUGGUGCCUCUCUGUCACCCAUUCUUGACGCUACUCUCGGAUCCCUCAUCAUUAUCCACUCUCACCUUGGUCUCGAGUCCUGCAUUGUUGACUACAUUCCCAAGCGUGUCUACGGUGGCCUCCACACCGCUGCCAUUGGUGCUCUUUGGGCUGGCACUGCUCUUGCUAUCUACGGUAUCUACGAGAUUGAGACCAACGAUAUCGGUGUUGCUUCCUCCAUUGGCAAGAUCUGGAACGCUUAA